This is a messenger RNA of Myripristis murdjan (pinecone soldierfish), 2758 nucleotides long. RefSeq names its product regulator of G-protein signaling 3-like. The transcript is spliced from 19 exons. Gene Ontology annotation, cellular component: nucleus; plasma membrane. Bases 116 to 2536 code for a protein of 806 amino acids. Gene Ontology annotation, molecular function: protein binding. The record is from RefSeq and is a predicted model, not a curated record. NCBI's taxonomy places the organism in Eukaryota, Metazoa, Chordata, Actinopteri, Holocentriformes, Holocentridae.
UUACCUGGAGAUCCUGUGAACUGGAUCAGGACCAGGUGUGGAUCUGGAUCAGGACCAGGUGUGGAUCUGGAUCAGGACGGGCCUGGCAGGUGGAUUGUGAUGUGAAGUUGCGGAGAUGCAUACCAUCCACCGUCUGUGUAGAGUCUGCAUCGGACAGAACCUGCCUCAGGUGAACAUCGUUCGAGGAAAAGACGGUUUUGGAUUCACGAUCUGCUGUGACUGUCCCGUCCGAGUCCAGGCUGUCGAGCCCGGUGGCCCCGCCCACCACGCUGGUCUCCAGCAGAACGACUCGGUUCUGCAGCUGAAUGGACUUCCUGUAGAAACCUGGAAGUGUGUUGACCUCGCCCACGCCAUCAGGAGUUGUCCCAGUCAGAUUGUGUUGGUGGUCUGGCGAGGGUUACCUGAGGUGAAAUCGGGAUGCGAGCCGUUGCUCCGCCCACCAGUGCAUGGCACGACGGCAGUCAGGAAGCUCCUCCCCCACCCUGCCCACAGUAAACAUGGCCGACGAAGAGGUCAAGGGUCGGGAGUCAGGUCGAGUUUAGGGGCGCUGGGUUCGCUGUGGCGGGACAGGAGAGAGGAGAGGGAGGAGGAGGAGGAGGAGGAAGAAGAGGUUACUGAGUACUCCGCUCGCACCACCACACUCAAAGGAACCCGCGUGACAUCAUCAAACGGAGACAAUUACAUCAUCCUGUCGCCUGUCAGCCCAGGAAGUCAGCUCCUGCCGCCGGUGUUCCACGACGGCGGCGGCACCAUCGGGCGUCUGUACCAGACUCACCCCAGCAGGGGGCCAAACCUCCUCCAGGACCCCCGACCCGGGUCGUCACGGCGACCGUUCAACAGCCGCACGGCCACCUUGGCUCCUCCCCCCUCCUCCACCGCCACCUCCUCCUCUGCGUCAGCCCCGCCCGGUAGCCACGGCAACUACCAGAACUGCACCAUAGUCCAAUCCCAUCUGCCCUGCUCCAGCUACGGAACCUACGUCACCCUGACGCCCAAGACCCUCAUCUUCCCCGUCUUCGUCCAGCCUCUGGAUCUCUGCAGUCCGGAUCGAACUCUGCUGAUGUCGGAGGAAAUGAUUCUGCACCAGACCAACCUGCUGCCGGCCAAGGUCACAGUGCUGAUCUACAGCGACCUGCUGCUGCUGACCAGAGAAGACGAAGCCGGACGCUGCAACGUCCUACAGAGUCCCCUGUACCUGAACACACUGCAGCUGAGAGAGGUGGCUGCUGAGCCCCUGCAGCUGUACGUGCUGCAGUGUGUGUGUGUGUGGCGCUGUGUGUUCAGCCUGGAGGCCUUCAGCCUGGAGCAGAAAACCCGGGUCCGCCUCUGUCUCCAUGACAACAUUCAACAGCAGCUGGUCGCCACGGAGACGCCCCACAGCCAGCAGCUCCCUGACCUCCAGUCAGACUUUGGCCUCCUCUCUCUCAGUCAGUAUCGCUCCUCGUCUCCUUACUCCUCCUACUCCUCCUCUGGCCCCGCCCCCCGGCCCUCCUCUCCUUACGCCUCCCUCUGCGACCCCCUCAGACCCCCCUCCCCCUCCCCCCCGGAGCUUCACCCCCCCUCAGCUCCCCCACUCCCCUCUGGCCCCGCCCCUCCGCCCCGCCCCCUCCUCCGACACGCUCCUCUGGAGGGAGAGAGCGAGGAGUUCAGCCCCUCCCACCCUGCAGUUCUGCGCCGCUCGCUCUCUGAGGGCUCCCUGCUGCACGAGCCUCGAUCGCCCCGCUUCCUGUCUGACAGCACCAUCCACCGGCUGACCCGCCCCGCCCCCGGCCACGCCCCCGGCCACGCCCCCGGCCACGCCCCAAGACCCCCCUCCCCACACACUCUGAGGAGGCAGCUGACCAAAGAGGGCGGGUCACUGCACCAAAUGCUGCUGCUGCUCAACGGCAUCAAGGAGACUCAGUUCAAACCCGUUUAUCAGAGGAAGAGGAGGAAGAGUCUGGCUGCAGACGUCCGCAGCCGCCUGGCGUUUCUACGGCGACCAAACAACAACAACAACAACCUGUUCCAUAGCAACAGUCUGGAGAGAGCCCUGAGAAACCACAGGCCGUCUGCAGAGCAGCUGCUGAGGUGGGCGGAGAGUUUUGACGCUCUGCUGGCCAAUAAAUACGGGCUGGCGGUGUUCCGUCACUUCCUGAGGUCAGAGUUCAGCGAGGAGAACCUGGACUUCUGGUUGGCUGUGGAGAAGUACAAGAAGACACGCCCACUCAGCAAGAUGGCCGCCAGAGCCGACAAGAUCUACAACGAGUUCAUCUCAACGAGCGCAGCAAGACAGGUCAACGUGGACUCGUUGGUCCGGGAUCUGACCAAUCAGAGCCUGCGUGGCGGCGCUGGCCCCGCCUCCUUCCAGCUGGCUCAGGAUCAGAUCUUCAGCCUGAUGGAGACGGACAGUUACCCACGAUUCCUCAGGUCCCGCCUCUAUAGCCAGCUGGCCAAUCACAACGCAGCGCGCACACAGACAGCCAACCAGAGCGAGCCGGGCCCCGCCGAGCCGGCCAAUCAGGAGAUAGCCGCCGCUGAGGUCGACCAGUCGUGAGAGGCGAGGAGGGCGGGGCCAGGAGGAGACGGACAGCUGAGAGACAGAUGGUUUGAGUGAUGAGCUGUUGUUUCAGUUGCCAUGACAACAGAACAGCCUCCUCGUCAGCUGACUGACGAGCUCCGCCCACAGAGAUGACACCGUCCAAUCAGAGGAGGAGCAUAUCUAACAAGAGAUUAAUAUUAUUAUUGUGUUAUUGAAUUUUAAUAUGAACACACACAC